AUGACGCCAGCCAAACCAGCGUCGAGGUUACAAUCGGUCGGCGUAGGGCUGCUAGCCAUCAUAGCAGCUUUCCUCCUCUUCUGGCCAGGCCCCGGUGACAUUCCCCGGCGUCGCCUCGCCCUCAAACCUCUGAACAAGGCGCAGAUCUUCAAGAGCCCGUUCAAGGGCUUCACCAAGGGCGUGCAGGACAUGCUGAAUAAGCUUAAGCAGCGCGACCGCACGAUGGCGAAGUUCGUCGGGAACAGCGUCGAGACGAUGCCGAUCAACGUGAACAUGACGCAGCGCGGCGUGCUGCUCGCGCUGAAAAAGGCCUGGGGAGGGAAUUUCUAUCAGUCGGAAACGUGGGUGGAGUCGGCUCAGGCCGAGCUCUGGUGGGGUGUGACGAUCAACGAAUUCGGAUCUGUUACAGCGUUGGAGUUACCACGUGCGGAGAUCACCGGCCCGCUUCCGAUGCUGCUGACGAAGCUCACGGGGCUGACCGCGCUGGACCUAAGGGGGAACCACCUGAGAGGAAGCAUUCCGAAAGGGUUACUCGCGGCGUUACCCGGUCUGCAGUCGCUGUACCUCAGCGAUAAUAAUCUCGUUGGCGAGUUUCCCUUUAACGAGGUUUUCAGGAAGCCGGUUGUUCCCAUGGCGAUGUUGCAGAUUGACGGUAAUGUCUUCACAGGGACCAUCGCCGACGACGUUUUCGCGAAUGCGACGUCGCUGCAGUCGCUCGGCCUCUCCUCCAACAAGUUCUUCGGGGCGAUUCCCUCCAGCCUGGGCAACUGUCGGCAAAUCUCAGCCAUUGAUCUGAGCGACAACCACGUUCUCCUGGACCUUUCGGGCAAUUAUUUUGAGGGCAGCACGCAGUUGACUAUUCAGGUGCCCGGGUCGGAGGACUACCCUGGCACAUCUCAAGUCUGCCCUGCCGAGUAUCCUGAGAAGGUUCUUGUGGAGGGUAACUGCCUCACGACUGACGGGGUAGGGGAUGCAGAGUGUGCGGCGGAGGGUCAGAGGCUUCCUGAGCAGUGUAGCGCGUUUUGCGGAACAGGGACACCAGUGGGGCAGUGUGGAGGCAAUGGGGCCCUCUGUGACAUCAAGGGUCUUUCCGAUGCCAAAGUCGAGAAGAUUCUUGAGGCCGCGGGUAAACUAGUGAAUUGUGGCUACGUUACGGGAAACGAAGCUCUUAACCUGAGGAAACAAGUCGUAAGAAUCACGACAGGAAGCCAGGCCUUGGACGAUCUCCUUGGAGGUGGCGUUGAGACUAUGGCCAUAACUGAAGCUUUUGGUGAAUUUCGGACGGGCAAGACUCAACUUGCACACACAUUAUGUGUGGCCACACAGCUGCCAAUCAACAUGAAAGGUGGCAAUGGUAAAGUGGCCUUCAUUGACACCGAAGGAACAUUCCGUCCAGAGAGAAUCGUUCCAAUCGCCGAGAGAUUUGGCUUGGAUCCUAAUGCGGUGCUUGACAAUAUCAUAUUCGCUCGAGCUUACACGCACGAGCAUCAAUACGAGCUUCUCAUUGCACUUGCCGCAAAAAUGGCUGAAGAGCCCUUCAAGCUGCUGAUCAUCGACUCCAUCACAGCUUUGUUCAGGGUGGACUUCACGGGGCGUGGAGAACUCGCGGAGAGGCAGGUACAAUACGACACGUGA
Molecule: messenger RNA, 1635 nt
Organism: Closterium sp. Naga37s-1
Lineage: Eukaryota; Viridiplantae; Streptophyta; Zygnematophyceae; Desmidiales; Closteriaceae
Source: the annotation of a GenBank genome assembly